AUGAGGUCCUCAGUCCUGCUGGUGUUUGUCUUCUCUGUAUAUGUGGCUGCUGAUUUUUCACAAUACAGAGAUUUCCUCCUCAAGCAAGAAAACAAUGAAACUUUCCUCCGUGAGUUCGAUGACCACAUGAAGUCUUGGGUCAACAGACAGUCGGUUCUAGCUGCCAGACAGGAUUUCCCAUGUGAGGUACUCGAACCACUGAGCCCAGCUACAUCAGUGAACAAGUUAACACCCUCAGAUAUCAAGGUUGUAGCUGCUAUUGGUGAUUCUAUCACAGCAGGAACUGGAAUCAAGGCCCUCACACCUAUAGGGUUGCUGACACAGUGGCGGGGACUGUCAUGGAGCGUGGGAGGCGACGGUAACUUCGAAGAGGAGAUAACAGUCCCCAACAUCAUAAAGAAGUAUAACCCGGAUGUAAAGGGGUUCUCAGUAGGGACGGGAGGAGUUCAUAGCAGAAAUGCAAGGCUCAAUGUGGCUGAUCCUGGUGCUAAAUCAGACGAGAUACAAGCGGAGGCAGAAGACUUGUUAGAACGCAUGAGAAACGAUCCUGAUGUUGACAUGGAGAAUGACUGGAAACUUAUCACUCUGUUUAUUGGGGGAAACGAUUUGUGUAGCUACUGCAAAGAUGAAACAAAAUAUGCCCCCGAGAAAUACGUGGACAACAUUAAGCAGACAUUGGAUAUUCUCUACCAGCACGUACCGAGAGCUUUCGUAAACGUCGUCCCCGUCCUCAACAUCAAUGUCGUCAGAGAGCUGAACCAAAACCUUGUCUGUGACGCACUCCAUCUGUAUCUGUGUCAGUGUGCAGCUUAUCCGCGCAACAGUGACGAGGAAAACAAAAUGCAGUUGGCAGUACAUGCUUAUCAACAGCAACUCACCGACCUUGUCAUGUCCGGGCAGUUCGAGAAGGACGAUUUCGCGGUCAUCAUACAACCAUUCUUCACAAACACCGAACUUCCAAAGCGGGAUGGGGGCGAACCGGAUUUGGCAUAUUUUGCACCUGACUGCUUUCAUCUGAGUAGAGAUGGUCACCAAGCUGCUGCCACAGCUCUGUGGAAUAAUAUGCUCGCGCGUGUGGAUGAAAAGGAUGAUUUCUGGCAACCAGGGGAGACAAUUAACUGCCCAACCAAGGAUUAUAGAUACUUUGCUACCUACCAGAAUAGCAAUUCCAGGAAGGGCUUUGGUCAAACUUAUCAAGACCAGGGUAAAAAUGAACAGUCCAGCGAGCAUUCCGUUAGUUCUCUGUCCACAAGCGGUCUCAUUAUUGGAGGAUGCCUGUCAGUUUUGGUCUGUCUGGCUGCCUUGGCUGUUGCACUGUUCAGGAGAAAUUCAAGAAACUCCGAGAAGCAUAGUCUUAUUGAACAAAAUAUAAAAUUGUCCUACACGCAAAUCUAAUAUGGUGGUUUAAUAAGUAAUCAAAAUGGUGCCAAAGAAAAUCUGUGUAACUGUGAAUCAAGAUGUAUACAUAUCAGAAUGAUUUGAACACUGAAUACAUUACUUUGUCAAUGUUUGCUCAAUUUCUUGUUGAAGUAUUGACCAACAUCCUGAUGGAUGAAUACAAGGUCAAUAUUUUAUUAUUGUUACCUUCCGAAGUAUCUACUGAAAUGUUAAUAUUAAUUCUGUGAUUAAAAGUAUUUUAAUGAUGGUCAACUGAUAGUUGGUAAAAGAUCGUCCUCUCUCAGAUGUUCAACUGACAGUUGAUAAAAGAUAGUCCUCUCUCAGAUGUUCAACUGACAGUUGGUAAAAGACAGUCCUCUCUCAGAUCUUCAACUGACAGUUGGUAAAAGACAGUCCUCUCUCAGAUGUUCAAUUGACAGUUGGGAAAAGAUAGUCCUCUCUCAGAUGUCCAACUGACAGUUGGGAAAAGAUAGUCCUCUCUCAGAUGUUCAACUGACAGUUGGGAAAAGA
Messenger RNA from Ylistrum balloti, 1908 nucleotides. Its product is annotated as phospholipase B1, membrane-associated-like. Bases 1 to 1395 code for a protein of 464 amino acids. Gene Ontology annotation, molecular function: glycerophospholipase activity. The transcript is spliced from 13 exons. Gene Ontology annotation, biological process: phospholipid metabolic process. The record is from RefSeq and is a predicted model, not a curated record. Lineage: Eukaryota; Metazoa; Mollusca; Bivalvia; Pectinida; Pectinidae.